Molecule: messenger RNA, 1531 nt
Organism: Chlamydomonas reinhardtii
Lineage: Eukaryota; Viridiplantae; Chlorophyta; Chlorophyceae; Chlamydomonadales; Chlamydomonadaceae
Exons: 3
Coding region: 136-954 (272 amino acids)
Biological process (GO): positive regulation of cell population proliferation
Cellular component (GO): nucleus
Source: RefSeq, a predicted model, not a curated record
UAGACGUGCACGAGCCCUGAUGAAGUAGUAAACCUGUAAAUGUACUGCGCAGGAGCUGUUGAAGCUGAAAUGAUAUUUAGUUUGCUUCGCCAUCUGCCUACACGCUCCAUAGAUCACCGCCACAUGUUAUAGCAGAUGCAAGAGAGCAAUAAAGACGUCCUCAUGAGCUCUGACGCGGCGGCGCACACGCCGGCAGUUGCUGCGGCUCCCGCCACUGGCGCCUCUGGGGAUGCCGACCGUACCCAGUCCGGCGCCGGCGCAGGGCCCAGCGGAGCAGGGCGAGCGAGUUCACAGGACACCACAGCAGCUGCUGGUGCGGGGCAACAGCGGCGGGGCCAGCGGAUAGGACGAGCGCGUGGGACACCAGCAGCAGUAGCAUCAGCAUCAACAGCAGCACCUGCAGGCCGGGUUGGGCGAGCUAACCGAGUCGACCCAGAUGAAGACAUGGGCGGCGGCGACGCCGACUCAGACGGUGACGAUGACAGUGGCGGCGGCGACGAUGACUCCGUUGUGAGCGGAGGCCCGCCGCAGGAGCCGGAUCCGCUGUACGACGAGGACGCGGACGACGCGGACGCGGCAUGGGCGGAGCGGCAGCGCGGCGGCCGCGUGUCGGACGCGGUGCUGUCCUGUCCGGGCUGCUUCACCAUGCUGUGCCUGGACUGCCAGAAGCACGACAAGUACCACAACCAGUACCGCGCCAUGUUCGUGGUGAACUGCCAGGUGGACGAGGACGACGAGGAUGGCGGCGGCGGCGGCGGCUUUGACCCCGCGGCGGCGGCGGCUCGCGGCGGCGCGGACGGCGGGCCGGGCCGCGGCGGGCGGCGCCCCAAGCGCGCCAAGGCCUCAGCCGCAUACCGGCGCGUCCGCUGCGGCGUGUGCGGCACGGAGGUGGGAGCGCUGGAGGUCGAGGAGGAGUUGUACCACUUCUACCACGUCUUCCCCAGCAAUGCUUGAGCCUUUGGAGCCGUGGUGACCGGUGAUGGAUUGCAGGUAGUGGGCGGCUCGUGGGUUCUCUUUGCAGGGGUGAUAAGCCUGGAGGUGAAGAUGCGGGGGGGGGGGCGGGAUGGCGGACUGCUGACUGGCUCGGCUGUGCCACGUAGGAGUAGUCAGGCGUGGUCAGCACUCAGCAGUAGUCUGGGAGGCGGUGGAGCGGAAUGGCACUAGGCAGUCGAGCAGGCUUGUCCCGGUCCUUCGGGUCUCCGGGCGACAGCCCUGGCUUUGUCAGUUUUGAUGCGGAAGCCCCCAUCUGCAGCAAUGUGGCCGGCUGUUUUAGGUCGGACGCAUCACAGGAGCCAGGUAGCCAGGCUGCCAGGUGUCGCAAAAGGCACAACCUGGGCAAGCCGCGCUUCGGGCGAUUUGUACAUGCCGCCUAUGUGCGAUCAAUAGGCUUUACCAAACAUGUGGCACUCGCGGUUGACAUGUGGCACGCUCGGUUGGCUGGCCCCCCAAAGGGGGGCGACAGCCAUAGUCCUCGGCCAGAACCUUACAUUUGGGUUGUUCACGUUUCCAGGUUGUGUAAGAGCAUUUUGCG